CUGCACCCAUGACUUUGUGCGUCAAUGACUGCAGCUGCAGGAGCCCGGAGACAAACAAACCCGAGUAUGUCGAGAUAAAAAGCACCUUGGGCUGUGGCUCUGUCCGAUAAUGGCGUGUUAUGGAGAGGAUUUCCCGGGAAAAGUGAUGCCCACCAGCGCGGACCCAUGCACGUGUAACAAGAAGUGCAGUAGCAGUACCAGUAGUAGUACCAGUAGUAGUAGUAGUAGUAGUAGUAGUAGUAGUAGUAGUAGGAGCAGCAGCAGUGUCGUCUUCCUGGGAUUAUUUCUGCUGUCGCUGUCUCUGCACGCUGUCACUCUCGUCUGCUACUUGGACUUGCGGUCUGAAGUCAAAAGGGAAAUAGUUCAUCAGAAGAGGGACUCCAUGUUGACAGCUGAGGAGGAGACUGACCUGCGUGACCCCGCGGAGGAGUUUGCGCUCGUGCACCCGCCACUGGACACCGGGCUCGUGCGUCAGGAGCAGAGAAAGUUGCGGCAUCGAAAUGGUGACUUCCUUGAAAAAGGUGACCACAGAGAAAUAACACAGCGGACAAAAAGAAGUCCGGGAAAGCAGUUAGACUCAGAGUCAACGGGGAAAGAAAAGCGAAGAGAAAAGAAAAAAGGGAGAAAGAGGCCUGUGCCGGGGCCCCCUGGUCCUCCCGGCCCCCCUGGCCCUCAGGGGCCCCCGGGCAUCCCUGGGAUCCCUGGGUUUCCAGGAAGUAACGUGAUGGGGCCAGCGGGACCUCCUGGGCCUCCAGGACCACAGGGACCUCCGGGCGCACAAGGCCCAGCAGGGAUUCCAGAUUCCAGGUCCAAAACAAAAGAGUUCCAGCCUGCAGUGGUUCAUUUGCAAGGGCAGGAAACAACAAUUCAAGUGAGAGAAGAUCUCUCUGAAGGCAUCCUCAGAAACUGGAAGAUGGUGUCCAUUCAUCACCGCGUGUUCAAAAUGCACUCUCGCUCUGGAGAGCUGGAGGUGCUGCUGGACGGGGUCUACUUCAUUUAUAGUCAGGUAGAAGUGUACUACCUCAAUUUCACUGAUAUCGCCAGCUACGAGGUGAUGGUGGACUCCAACCCUUUUCUACGCUGCACCUGCAGCAUCGAAACAGGCCAGCGCAAGUUCAACACCUGCUACACGGCCGGAGUUAGCCUGCUGCGCGCUGGUCAGAGAAUAUCCAUACGUAUUGUCUAUGAGGACACACUUAUCAGUAUGACCAACCACACAACAUUCUUGGGAAGUGUCAGACUGGGCGAAGCGCCAUCUUCUGGACAGAACUGAAAACUACACACCAAAGACUGCAAACUAAUCUUUCCCUCAGACUUCAUCAUGGUGUUGAUGAAUUGAUCCCAACUGUUGAUAAGCGACAUCAGCUCAAGUCUUGUCCCAUGUGACUCUAUAAUUAGGAUUAUUUAAAUCUGUGGAGUUAAUAAAGUGGAAAAGGCUUUUGGGUGACUUGAGCUUUGUUUCAAAACCAUCUAUUUAAAAGGACAUGACAGAUUGUUAUGUCUCCCUUGACAUCUAUCAAGUGUGAGGAGAGGCUUUGAUGAGCCACAUGUCUCCUUAGUCAUCAAGCAACUGUUUCUAUUUAUAGUCACUAUUUCUGUCAAAACAGCAUUUCUUCAUAACAAGGAAAGACACUGUGCUGACUAUGAUUAUUUACUUCUGUGCUGUUGGACGAUUUCUCCAAAAACAUCCAAAUUAUUUUUACCUGUUGUGUGCACGUGGACAUUCACUGGGUAUGACUGGAUCACGUUUGGUGA
Molecule: messenger RNA, 1755 nt
Organism: Periophthalmus magnuspinnatus
Lineage: Eukaryota; Metazoa; Chordata; Actinopteri; Gobiiformes; Gobiidae
Gene: eda
Product: ectodysplasin A
Exons: 8
Coding region: 110-1273 (387 amino acids)
Biological process (GO): animal organ development; immune response
Cellular component (GO): membrane
Molecular function (GO): tumor necrosis factor receptor binding; death receptor agonist activity; death receptor binding
Source: RefSeq, a predicted model, not a curated record